Molecule: messenger RNA, 951 nt
Organism: Uncinocarpus reesii 1704
Lineage: Eukaryota; Fungi; Ascomycota; Eurotiomycetes; Onygenales; Onygenaceae
Product: mitochondrial DNA replication protein YHM2
Exons: 6
Coding region: 1-951 (316 amino acids)
Biological process (GO): alpha-ketoglutarate transport; mitochondrial citrate transmembrane transport
Cellular component (GO): mitochondrion
Molecular function (GO): tricarboxylate secondary active transmembrane transporter activity
Source: RefSeq, a predicted model, not a curated record
AUGUCCGCCGCUCAGGUUUCCUCCGCCAACAGCGCUCCUCGAACCAUCGAGAAGAAACCCGUCAAGUUCAGCAAUUUGCUGCUUGGCGCUGGUUUGAACUUGUUCGAGGUCACCACGCUGGGACAGCCGCUGGAAGUGAUCAAGACAACCAUGGCUGCCAACAGAACCGAUACCUUUGCCGGAGCCAUGGCGCGGAUUUGGGGCCGUGGCGGUGCGCUCGGCUAUUUUCAAGGACUCAUUCCGUGGGCCUGGAUUGAGGCAUCGACCAAAGGUGCUGUCCUCCUCUUCGUGGCAUCAGAAGCCGAAUACCACGCAAGAACUUUCGGAGCAUCCGAUUUCAUUGCUGGAAUCAGCGGAGGUAUGGCUGGCGGUGUCGCCCAGGCAUACGCCACCAUGGGUUUCUGUACUUGCAUGAAGACGGUGGAGAUCACCAAGCACAAGAUGGCUGCCGCUGGUGUGAAGCCACCCAGUACCUUUGCUACCUUCAUGGACAUAUAUAGACGCGAAGGUAUUCGUGGAAUUAACCGCGGUGUCAACGCGGUCGCUAUUCGCCAAACCACCAACUGGGGUUCUCGAUUCGGUCUAUCGCGGUUGGCCGAAAGCGCAAUCCGCCGUUUCACUGGCAAGGAAGAAGGCCAGAGGCUUAGCGGUUUCGAAAAAAUUAUUGCGAGCGGUCUCGGUGGCGGGUUGUCUGCCUGGAACCAGCCUAUCGAGGUUAUUCGAGUUGAGAUGCAGAGCAAGACUGAAGACCCUAACCGCCCUAAGAACCUGACUGUGGGCAAGACUUUCAAGUAUAUUUAUAGCACGAACGGAGUCAAGGGAUUGUAUCGAGGUGUAGCUCCUCGUAUAGGCCUUGGUAUUUGGCAGACCGUCUGCAUGGUUGCUCUCGGUGAUAUGGCUAAGGAAGCUGUCGAGAAGCUGACCGGCGACAAAGUGACUGCUAAACAUUAG